Messenger RNA from Erigeron canadensis, 1265 nucleotides. RefSeq names its product sufE-like protein 1, chloroplastic/mitochondrial. The transcript has a single exon. Lineage: Eukaryota; Viridiplantae; Streptophyta; Magnoliopsida; Asterales; Asteraceae. The coding region runs from base 52 to 1107 and encodes 351 amino acids. The record is from RefSeq and is a predicted model, not a curated record.
AAAUAAAAACCAAACUUGACAUUCUGUCUUUCUACAUCCACUCAUGUAGUCAUGUCUUCUUUCCGUUUGUUCUCCCCCAAAUUCCCCUGUUCAUCCCCAAUCUUCAAAACCCUAACAAGCCCCUCAAUUAUCCCAGUUUACCACAUAACAAAGAAUCAAUCUUUCAUCAAAUUCACCACAAUCCAAUCAAUACCCACAAAACCAUUUGCCCCAAAUUGCACAUCUCAAUCAUUACCUGACCCAAACACACUCCAGCCCAUUCAAGAACUCCCUAAAAAGCUUCAAGAAAUCAUCAAAUUGUUCCAAUCUGUUCAAGACCCAAGAGCCAAAUAUGAACAGUUACUGUUUUAUGGCAAAACCCUUAAACCCCUUGAAACAAAAUUCAAGAUUGACCAGAAUAAAGUCAAAGGGUGUGUUUCUCAAGUUUGGUUGAGGGCUUAUUUUGAUGAUUCUGGUAAGAAAAAUGUAGUCUUUGAAGCUGAUUCUGAUUCUGUACUUACUAAAGGCUUAGCUGCUUUGUUGGUUAAGGGUUUGUCUGGUCAUUCUGUUGAAGAGAUUUUGAAAGUUUCGCCCGAUUUUGUUACGCUUUUGGGGUUGCACCAGAGUUUAACGCCUUCUAGGAAUAACGGGUUUUUGAAUAUGUUGAAGUUGAUGCAGAAAAAGGCGGUUAGUUUGCAUCUAGAAGGAGAGAAUGGGGUCGAUUCAGUUCAAGAGAAUCAAAACCAUGUUGAGGAAGUUGGCUCGGGUUUGGAUAUUGUGAACCCGAUUGAGGAUUCGAGUAAUGGUGAUUUGGGAUCAAGAAAUGGGUCGAUGGAUGUUGGUGUUUUGGGGAGCAGAGGGCAGAGGAUAUUGAAUGUGUUAACGAGAGAGCUUGAGUCGGUUGAAUUGGAAGUUAAAGACGUAUCGUAUCAGCAUGCUGGGCAUGCUGGGGUGAGAGGUAGUGAUGGUGAGACACAUUUUAAUUUGAAAGUGGUUUCAAAGGAAUUCGAAGGGAAAAGUAUGGUUAAGAGGCAUAGACUUAUAUAUUCAUUGUUGGAUGAUGAGUUACAAAGUGGAUUACAUGCUUUGUCCAUUGAGGCCAAGACACCAGCAGAAUUCGAUCACUAGUACAUGAUCUGCAUUGUUGACAUGAGGUUGUAUAUUUGUUUCUUUUUGUUAUUUUGUCUAUUUAUUGUUUUUUGAUAUAUAUUUUUAUCAAACUCCCAUAUUUGUCUCUUUUACCCUAGAUGCUCAUAUACGUAAUAAAAUUUAAUUGUUUAGACUUA